ACCGAUCCCUGCUCAGGCCCCGUAACCGUUUCUUCAGGCUGGUGCCACUAAUUACGGGAUUGGCUCUGCCCUGGGGUUACAGGGGACGCGACGCCUGUGGGGUGAUCGGUUGGGUGCUGUGGGUUGGUGGUGCUGGUGGACCGAAGCCCCGCCGACAAGGUUUUUGGGCAGUAGCAUCAGGCGCAUUACUGCAACUUACAGUUGCUAUUAACCCGUGUGAAGAAGACAAGCCAUGCUUUUAAUAGUCUGUCGUCCCUGCACCACCACCGCCACCUCUUCUACUACAACUACAACUGUACAGCCAGCACAGUCAACGGACUUGAACUAAAACUACAGCACACAAGUCCAAGAUGGCAACCAAACCAGCAACCACGCAAAAGGAGCCUGUCAUUGUCGUCGGCGGUGGCCUGGCGGGCCUCGUGGCAGCCUACGAGCUCAGUCAACGCAAUGUACCCGUCAUCAUUGUCGACCAGGAAAAUGAAGGCAGUCUUGGUGGCCAGGCCUUUUGGUCGCUUGGUGGCAUCUUCAUGGUCAAUUCGUCCUACCAGCGCUUCUGCGGCGUCAAGGAUAAUCGCGAGCUAGCCCACCGGGAUUGGACCAACUCGGCCGGCUUUGAUCGUGAAGACGACUUUUGGCCACGACAAUGGGCCAAGGCAUUUGUGGACUUUGCGACAGACGAGAUGGAAUCGUAUGUCAAGGGCCUCGGUAUGGGCUUCAUGUUUAACGUGGGAUGGGCGGAGCGCGGCGCCGGUUCGUCGGACGGCCACGGCAACUCGGUGCCCCGAUUCCAUCUCACCUGGGGCACGGGCCCGGAGGUGGUGCGCGUGUUUGCAGAGCCGGUCAAGAAGGCCGCGGAAAAGGGUUUGAUUCAGUUCAAGUUCCGUCAUCAGGUCGACGAGCUGAUUAUCGACGAGGCCACUGGCCGUGCUGUUGGUAUCAAGGGAAGCAUUCUGGAGGCAGACGACGCAGCACGAGGCGUCAAGACAUCUCGAACCGUCAUUGAUAAAUUUGAGCUGCGCGGUUCAUCGGUUCUAAUUUCUUCGGGAGGCAUUGGCGGAAACGUGGACCUUGUCAAGAAGUCAUGGCCCAAGGAACGCUUCAGCGGCCAUGUCCCAGAACACUUUGUGGUGGGUGUACCUGCACACGUCGACGGCCGCAUGGUGGGCAUCUCGGAGACUGCUGGUGCCAACAUUAUCAACCGUGACCGCAUGUGGCACUACACUGAAGGACUGAAGAACUGGAAUCCCAUCUGGCCAAACCACGGCAUACGCAUCCUACCUGCGCCGUCGUCGCUCUGGCUGGAUGCCAAGGGCAAACGCCUCCCGGCCUUCCUAUAUCCAGGCUCCGACACGCUUGCGACUCUAAAGUACAUUUGCAGCACAGGCUACGACUAUACAUGGUUCAUUCUCGAUGAAAGCAUCAUUGCUCGCGAGUUUGCGCUUUCGGGAUCGGAGCAGAACCCAGACAUUACAGGCAAGAGUGUCUGGAAGCUGCUGACACAGCGCAUCUUUAGCAAGAAGGGUACGGUGCCCGUCCAAAACUUCCAAAAGCACGGUCAGGAUUUUGUCGUGCGUGAUACACUGGAAGAGCUGGUCGAGGGCAUGAACGAGCUAGCCAAGGAGCAAAACGGACCAACCCUGACUGUGGAAGAGGUCAAGGCCGUGAUUGAGUCCCGCGAUAGCCAGUUUGACAAUGUAUACACCAAGGACGCGCAGGCGAUGCUCAUCAACAAUGCCCGCUCAUACUGGCCGGACAAGCUGUCCCGCGUGGCAGCACCGCACAAGAUCCUCGGCAACAAGCCCUUGAUUGCUGUGCGUUUGAACCUGGUGACGCGCAAGACGCUCGGUGGUAUCGAGACGAACCUCCAAAGCAACGUGAUGCGCGCCGACAAGACGCCGUUCCCUGGCCUCUAUGCGGCCGGCGAAGUGGCUGGCUUUGGCGGCGGCGGUGUUCACGGGUACAAUGCGCUUGAAGGAACAUUCUUAGGCGGUUGCAUCUUUUCCGGCCGCGCGGCUGGGCGAGCGAUGGCGGAGGAGUACUUGGCCAACUAGACAAGGUCCGACCGAGGAAGAAGAUGGUUGAUAUGGGAUGGGGGAGUGAGUUGCUGUUCUGUUUUAAAUUGUAUGUAAUUUUUUCACUAUUGAGCGAGUUUUGCCACUGUUACACAAGAUCAAUAGCGAAUCAUUUUCAUUCUCCAUCGCACCUGUGUCUGCGUCUUCUCACAUGGCACCCUCCGUCUCCCAGUAAACACCGACUGGUGCCUUCUAAGCGGCAUCGGCUAUCGAAGGCGGACCCUACAAUCGCGAGUCGGUUUCCUCUUUUGCGCCGCGCCGGCGGUGUUCGGGCCAAAGAAGCAAAGGAAAAAAAGCUCGUGGUGGUGGCUGUGGGCCCGGUGUGUUCCUGGCGCAUCCCCAA
Molecule: messenger RNA, 2415 nt
Organism: [Torrubiella] hemipterigena
Lineage: Eukaryota; Fungi; Ascomycota; Sordariomycetes; Hypocreales; Clavicipitaceae
Source: the annotation of a GenBank genome assembly